Phalacrocorax carbo (great cormorant) is the source of this 21503-nucleotide messenger RNA. The record is from RefSeq and is a predicted model, not a curated record. NCBI's taxonomy places the organism in Eukaryota, Metazoa, Chordata, Aves, Suliformes, Phalacrocoracidae.
AGCCGAUGGUCUGCUGGUAGCCCAAGCUGUUUAUAGCAUAGCUCUGGGUAACUCAUUGACCUCUGCGCCGGCGGCUGUACUGGGAAGCAGAGGUUCCCAAGAUGAUAAGCCGCUCUUGGAAGAAAUUCCUUUCCCUGUGUGAGGGAGUGGCGGUGCUGGGCACGCUCGCCUGGCUUGCAAACACGUACACAGUCCUGUGCACACGCACAGGCGCGCGCUGUGUUCUGGCACUAGCAACAUUCCCUUGGGGGACCUGGCUUGGAGAGGUCGGAGCUUCGUGGGCAAGAGUUCUCCAGGAGGAAGGCACUGCUGGGGAGAAGAGAGAGGGGCCCCACGCAGGCACACGUGCAGGAGAAGGUGAAGAGUGUGACUCCUGCUGCCCCGACUCACCUGUGCUCCUGCCCUGCUGGGAUCACCUGCAGCGCACCACAGCCGAGCACCGGGGAAAAUGGUGGCGGGAGAAGACGAUGGCAUCAGGUAAGGCUUGGGCAUUGGAGCCAAGUGACCCCACUACCGAGGCAGCAGAAGGCUCUCUGGACCCUUCCUCGGUGCAGCUGGCUAUCGGGGAGGGCUUUCCACCAGAGAUUUCGCUCUUUUUCUCCGUUGAGAGUCGCUCUUCCCAGUGCCUCAAUUCCCAGCUCCAGGAAGCCGCCAGAAAGAAGCUGUGGGCCCUAGAGAGUGAUGACAGAGACGUCUGUGCCCUGUUCAAGGAGCUGUCAGCCAGGCUGGUCUGUAUGCAAGCACAGGAGGAUCGGUUCCUCCUCACCUUUAAAACCCUAGAAGAAGUCUGGAAAUUUUCCACAUAUCUGACUUUAGGGUAUGUGGGCAGCUGCUUGGAGCAGCUUCUCUUUGACCAGGAGUACUGGCUAAACUGUGCUCUGAUGGAGGACACAGAGAUCAGAGUUACUGUGGAUGAAGAUCACUUGGCCACCAUAUAUAUGGGUCUGCUACUCCAGGAAGGUAACUUUUUUUCCAGAGCAGUGCCUGGUGUCUGGCAGCCAGAGCAGGAGGGAGAGGAAGGCCUGCAGCUCUGCAAGAAUGAGCUGAUCCAUGUGAAGAAUGUUAGAGAUGAGUCCAAGUGGGAAGGGAUGUCCUUACUAACGGGUCAACGAGGCCUGGUGCCUGUGACAGCUCUAGAGCCAAUACCUCACCCAUUUUACCAGUGGUUUCUGAAGAAUUAUGCCGUGAGUUUUGGCAUCUCCCAGGAGAUCAGUGAGACAACCUCUCAGCCAAUUGUCAAAGGCAGGUGUACAGCCACAGAGGACCACAGAGGAGCAGCACGGGAUGAACUGAGUUUCUCCAAAGGAGACAGCAUAGAAGUAAUUGGCUUCCUCAUUCCAGGACUCCCAUGGUUUGUGGGCAAAUCCCUCAGCAGUGAGAGCAUUGGCUUUGUCCCAACCCGAUACAUAAAUCCUGAGGCUUGCGAACCUCUGGAAAAGGACUUGGUGUUUCUGAGCGAAGAAGAAAAAUCCCCCCUCCUGCGCUUCCCCUGCAAUGGUGGUGAACAGCACUUCACCACCCUCCUCAGUGAGCUGGCACGCACUGACAUCACCUCUGUGUACCGGCUGGAUGGUUUUGAACCUACAGCCAUGUUCCCAAAAGUGCCAUCAGAGGCUGUUCGCCGUGGCUGUAAAGAUAUCCAGCUGCUCCAGUCUUGGGAGGAAGUAAAUGGCUUGGCUACAACUAGCACCUCCGAACUGUCUAGCCCAGGAAGUGCAUCAGCCCCUGCUAUGUUGGAAGAUGAUCUCCCAGAGAAGCUGGAUGAUUUUGAUGAUCCCAAGUUCUUUAUUGACCUGAAUGCUGGACACAUGGAAGAUGCUGAUGUCUUUAACCCCAUAUUAACCUUCCUUAACCAAGACAGUUAUGUGCCCAGUUUUCAAAUCCUCUAUGAUCUCAGUUUUUCCUUUCUCAGCUCCAUUUUUUAUGGUUUCUCUGAUGAGGAUGAACUGGUCUUGUACCUUGAGAUGUCCAGAAACUGGGCCAAGAGGACUCAUUCAGUUUGGGCUCAUGUCAGGCUCUGUUUCCUCUUGGGUAAGCUGUGCAUCAAAAAGGUCAAGUUCUCCCAGGCUCGAGUCUACUUUGAAGAAGCCAUGAGCAUCCUGGACAGGGGUUUUGGGGACCUGCCCCUGCUGGCUGCAUUGCAUGUCAACCUUGCCUCCAUCUACUUGAAGCAGAACAUGAAGCACAAGUUCUCCUCCCUGCUGGGAAAAACAUUGGCCUUGCUUGUCUGCUUGCCCGACCGCUCUUUCAGCUCUGAGAAUGAGCUGGAAGUCAUGAUGUACGUCCUGAGAGAAGCCAUUGCUGUGGGUAAUGCUCCCUUGGAAGCACGGGUCUGCUUCCUUAUUGUUAAGCUCUUCCUACAACUAGGCAAAAAUGAUGAAGUGCUGCCCUUUACUGAGCAUCUUCAAUGUCUCAACACCACUUUACUCAGCCCGUACACUAGUUCUGUGCCAUUGGAUGCUACCCCCAUCUUAAGCUACCUCUAUGACAAGAAGUACUUGCCAAAUAUCGCACUGGCCUCUGCCAGGUUGUUUGUUCCUAGUGGCAUCAAGGGGGCACUGACACCCAUUUGGAGAGCUGGCUUCAUCGUCCAGAAUACUUCAAAACUCCUGGGAAGCCAGAUGGAGAGGAGUGGCAUCCCAGCACUGGCUUGUUUCUAUCUCAAGCAAGCACUGCAUUUCUCCUGUGAGACCAGAGCUGUGCCUAUCCAGAGGACGCUGUGUGCCAUCUUGUCCAGAAUGUACCUCCAGCAUGGCAUGUUGGACGGAGCGGUUUGUUAUGCAGCCAUAGCCGUAACCUGCAGCAGACUGAUGGGCGAAGAGGAGGCUUUUGAGUCUUCCCUCUCUUUGGGGUGGAUGUAUCUCCUGAACAGACAGCCAGGCCCAGCUGCAGACAUCAUGUACCAGCUCCUGCGCUCUCUGCAUGGGACAGACAGCGUGACUCAGGGGGGAGCCGUACACAAUCUCCUGGCCAUUGCCCUCAAAGGAGAAGGGCAGGUGCAAAAGGCUGCAGAGAACUACCUCCGGGCCCUGCACAAAGCCCAGGAGACUGGGAACAAGAGGAACCAGGCUAUCGCCCUGGCUAACCUGGGACAGCUAAGCCUCUCGCAUGGGGCGAGCCAGUUGUCUGAGCUCUACCUGCUCCAGUCAGCUCAGCUCUAUGCUGAGCUUCAGGGCAGCGAAGACCUGGAAAUGGAGUUGGUGCAGGUGCUGCUGUGGCUAGCACAGGCCAUGGUGAACAGGCAGAGGAUGGAAGGUGGCAAACUCUGUUAUGAACUGGCAUUGGUGUUUGCCCUGAAGUGGCAUAACAUGAGGAGUCAGCUUCACAUCACUGAGUCUCUCUGCCAUUUCUACAGCAAAGUGUCCCCCAGUCUCCAGGCUUGCAUUACCUACCAUGAGCACUGGGUAUCUUUGGCACAACAGCUCCAGGACAGAGAGAUGGAAGGCACCAUCCAUCAGACCCUCAGCCAGCUCUACCAGGCUUUGGGCACAUCUGAGACUUUGAGACAGUCUCUGGACUGCACCAAACAGAGUCUAAGGAUCUUCAUUGACCUUGAGGAGAGUGUGAAAGCAGCAGAGGCCUGGCUGCAGGCAGGAAGGCUCUACUAUCUUAUGCAGGAAGAUGAGCUGGUGGAAAUGUACUUUCAGGCAGCCAUUCAGACUGCUCUGAAAUCCAAGAACUUCUCCUUGGCCAUGGAUCUUUAUGAAAAAGCAGGUGAUACCUUUUUUAAUGGUAGCCGAAACAGAGCUCGAGCGGUGGAGUUUUACAGGGGAGGUGCUGUGCCCUUGGCCAGGAAACUAAAGGCCAUUAAGACAGAGCUACGGCUGUUCAAUAAGCUGGCAGAGCUGCAGAUUGGGCUGCAGGGUUAUGAGAAGGCGCUGGAGUUUGCCACGCUGGCAGCCAGGCUGAGCAUCAGUGUUGGAGACCAAUUGCAAGAGCUCGUUGCAUUCCACCGCCUGGCUACAGUCUACUAUUUUCUGCAUAUGUAUGAGAUGGCAGAAGAUUGCUACCUGAAGACACUUGCCUUGCGUCCUCCCUUACUGCAGUGCUCUGGAGAGGCCCUGUACUACUCCAAGGUGUACUGUCACCUUGGCAACCUGACCCUGCACAAACUGAAGGAUGAACAGGAUGCAGCAGCCUACUUCCUCCUGGCCCUUGCUGCAGCGACCGAGCUGGGAGAUCAGGAUUUGCAAGACCUCAUUCACGCCAAGCUGGGUGACAUCCCUGGUGCCCUGCAGGGGCCUGAGGGCAUGCCAGGCUGUGCCAAGUAUCGGCCCAGGUGGCUAAGUGAAGGUGGCCACGUCGUCUGACCAACCCGCCACCCCAGGGACUCACUCCAGUGUGAGCCAUCAAGCAGCAUUGUGCCAUGCUGCUGGCAUGGGUCCAUGUGCUCCCCGGAACGACUAUCCCAGGAGAGGUCCUACGCUGCAUCCUAAGGAGCUGUCAACAUUUGGUCUUCUUGUCCCUGAAAGGCAAGGGACCAGGCACUUGGGACCCUACCCUAAUUUUUCAGGAGCAGGGCUGUGAACUGCAGCUCACAUGGCACAGAGAGUUGGGCAUCUGGGCAGGAUGAGGCCCCAGCAGUGGUGCUGGAGCAUGAGAUGGAGUGGGACUGAGCAACAGAUGGCAUUUUGGGACUGUGGCUGCCCUGCCUGGAAUGGGGACAGGCGAGUGCUGCCAUGUGCCUGCCUGCCCCCCCAGCUGCUCCACACACCUCAGGUCCCAUGGGGCAGCUCAGCCCAACCCAAAUGUGUUUUAACUUGAAUAGCAACUCCUUUUUUUAUUCCUAUCUGGUUUCUGUCCUGUCUGCUCUGCAGUGGCCUGUGACCCAUACCUCUGCAGAGCCCGGCUCCUCUUUGGUACAAAGCACCACCAAAGCUUUUGGCAGUGAGAGGCAGAAUUAGGGAAAGGAGGAGAAAUGAAAGGCACUGGUCAAGCCCCGCCUGGGGAUGAGCCCUGUAUGCAGGUGGGCGGCUGCUCAGGGAAGGAGGCAGAGCCCACCCUCAGCCCAGCCCUGUGGUUCAGCCUCAGCUCUGCCACUGGAGUAACCGGCGUGACCUCUUCUGCCUCACAGCCCGUGUGCACUUUCAGCAUCUAAAGCAUGAGCCUGCUGUGGGACCUGCACAGUAAAAGAGCCAUCAGUCCCAACCCAGCCCAGGCUUUACAGGCUAGCACCCUAACCAGCCUCUCUUCUCCAGGCUGCAGAGCCCCAUGGGAUGCAGGAGCACUGGGGAGCAGAUGGUGAGGCUGGGCGCACAGACCUGUGCUAUGGCAUGCGUCCAACUCCCUGGGCAGGGGUGCUGACAAGACACAGGGGGACUUUUGGUGGGGAGAGGCAGCUGCACUGCCUUUGCAUGGGUCAUUGGCAGCCCAAGGAGAAGCUGGCCACCCGGCAGGCAGCAAGCACUCUUCAAGUGCCCUGAGCUGCGGGGCUGGGAGAGAAGCAAAAACUCCUCUGUGGAGAGAGCAGCAGGAACAGGAGGCACCCCGAGGAGGCUUCUCCCAAGAGCUGCUGCCCAGCACCAGGAGCAGCACACAGCUCUCCUCCACAGCCUUUCUCACCACCAGAGAGCAAUAAAUGCCCACGUUUGCAGCCUCGCAUGGGCACGUGCCACUUCCUGGCUAAUACCAACUUCGGUUUUCAGUCUGGACUGGUGCAGAGUGAAAAAUGAGCAGUUUUUCCAGCUCAUCUCUUUGCUCUGACAGCCAGUGGCCAGACACCCAGCUGGGGCAUCACAGGGAGACCGUGUUGCAAGUCCUUCCACUUCCCUGAUGUGUUCCACUGCUUGGAUAUGCUAAAUGCAGAACAUUUAUUUCCUCACCGCUCUUUGCAAACACUGAGUUCAUUUUCCCCUUUGCUGGGAAGGGGAAAUCCCUGGGAGGCAUCCAUCAUCUGGUCAAUGAAUAGUUUACUGCUUGUUUACCAAGCAUUCCUGCAGUGCCAUUACAGGAGCCUCAGCCCUGAGCUCAGAGGAGGUAGCUCUUUGUCCUAUUUGAAAUAUGGCAAGCUCGGGCAAGAACUGGUCCCCAAAACCUUCCUGCCUCACUCCACGGGACUUCCUGUUCUCAGGUUAGGUGGCUCAUGCUCACCAUGCUAGGGCAGGAUCUUUUCAAGUUUUUCACUUCAGUUCCCCUUUUUCUUUUCAUACACGGGGAAAAUCAGAGUCUCACAUCUUCCUUCAUACCAGAAGGCAGGUGGAUGACUGGACAUCAGGCUGUUGAGGGUGGGGAGAGAGAGAAGCUUUGAUGGCUCUGGAAUACCUGAGUGUCCAUGUGGUGGAGAAGUGUCCUGCCCUGGCACCAAGAUCUCCACCAUCUUUCCUCCUGCCUGACCCCAGCACCUUGCUUAGGGAUGCUCCCCAGCCCUGCUGCACCCUGCUAGACUGGUGCUCAGUAGUGCUAUUUGAUGAGAUGAGGUCCAAGGCCACCACACGGCUGCUGUCCAGGCACCCCAGCGGGGCUUUUGUUAGCAGCGGUUGUAGUGGCUGGUGGUGCGCUGCUGGCCAGGCUCUAUACUUGGAGGCUGGAAUGUGGGUGGCUGUGCCUCUGUCUGUGGCAGAGCCCCCAGACCCACACCGGUGGCCAGUGGCUGUCGUUAAGCCCAGUGGGGGAUGAAUCAUGCAGACAGUAUUCCUGCCAAAAUAUUCCUUCCAGAGCAAAGCCUGAGGCUCUUCUGCCUAGCACCAGUGAGAAAAUACGGGCUUUGUUUAAACAUAGAGGGUCAGCAUCUCAGCUGGUCUAAAUCAGCUAAGCUCCAUGAAGUCAAACAGAAAUGUUCUGAUUUGCAGGGACUGUGGAUCUGGCCCAUGGCUUUUAACCACGUGUCUUCUUUAAAUCACAGCAAACAAACUUGUGGCGCCUGGGGAAACAAAAAAGAGACUUGCUCCUUGGGAAUGUCCCAUAAACCAUCAUUUCUUCUCUCCCUCAUCUGCCAGCCCCGCUGUGAUAAAGCUGGGCUGUUUUCCUAGUGGGAUGAGAGGUCAGGGUGGCCAGGACUAAUUAAACUCCAUAAUAAGACUUGUAAAUAAUGUGAAACUUGGAGCUGUCAGUCCUGCGUACCAGCUCCUGGGCCUGCACCUGAGGAAGGGUGAGGAUAGCACAUCUGUCUGGCUACCAGUGCAGUAUCACGGGCAGAAAAGCAUGGUUUGGGAACUUUGUGCCAGAGGAGGUCACCAGGAAACAAGUCCUGGGGCAGCCAGGCUGGGGAUUAUCAUCCUCCACCCCUUCCUGGGUCAGGGGCAUACUGUCCAUCAUGCCUAGGGCGUGGUGUCUGGGAGCUGCCUGUCUUUUAGACAGCAGGGAGCACCCACGUGUGUAUGUAGGGAGGGAGUAGAGGGACCACAUAAGGGGUACGCACCCUGAGGUGCUGCAGGGUGCAGAGCCUGGCCCGAGUGGUGAUGUUGCUCCAAGAGAAGGUUAGAAGAGCAGGACUAUAGAGACACAAGAAGUAUUUAUCCUGUGGUAGGCACAGGCCAACAGUGUCCAGCCCUCCUUCAUUAGCACUAAUGUCAGACAGAGGAACAAAUAGGGGAAAGGGAAAGGAUUAAUCAAGUCUCCUCUUAUGCCAGGUGUCAUUAACUUGCUGUAGCUUGUGACUUAUUUCUGAGCCACAUGUGACUGUCUGCUCCAUGCCGAGCCCCAGGAGUUUUCCUUCCUUCAGGCCUCAGCCAGCCAAGCUGGAAAUAGCACCAAUGGGGACCACGUGCAGCAGCAUGUGCAUUCAUACAGCUGCUAAAAGCAGCACCUUCCUUCCCAGCACGUCCAAAGGGUGAAGUGUGCUGUAGGAACCUCCUCACUUUGGCGAUUCUGCAUGCCAAUGUCUGGACAUGGUGCUGACCCAUCUUGCUCUGAUCUUUCCCCAGUGCAACCCUCUGGGUACCAGCACUACCAGUCCUGAUGUAAGCCCACCUAAGAGCCAACACUGGCACUCUGGCCCCAUUUUUGUUUAAUGCCUCAAGGGGCCAUUUGAGGCCUGGAAUAAAGAGGGAUUGGAUUUCUUUAACAAAUAUUCAUUCUUGGACAGUGGAAAUACCACAACAAGAAUAAUUCUUGGAUCAUCUGAGCUCUGGUAUGAGCCUCCCAGGGCAUUAGGAAAAAGGAAGUGCUGAUAAUCGUAAAUACAGGUAUGGACAGAAGUAUAGAGUUAGCUAGAUUUAUUUCAGUUUAUAUGGAAACUACUUUUUCCUGAAGAAAUACAACACCCAACAAUAAUAAGUACUAUCAGCAGAUAUCCUUCAUCAUUCCUUCACUGGGCCUGUGCUAGAUGGAGGAAACCUCCUUAUUCCUAUCUAUACCAUACAGUUACAUCCCAACCUUUUUCCACCCCAUGCCUCAUACCCCAUGGGUUAAAUAAGAGAUAGAAACCCCCUCUGAGUACUGUCAAAGCCUAGCAGUUAGGCAGGGAAAGCACUUACUCCUUGGGAGGAAGGUCUGAAUUCUUGUGGUGUGCUGCACAUAUCUGGGGUGUGGAUGGGAGCUGCCUCACCUAUCCCCAGGACUUGCACCUGGGCCUCCUCUUAAGUGUAUGCCACCACAGCUGAUGCUGCUGUGCCAUCCCUGCUAAAAGCACACUGUAGCUCUACAGGGCUCUACUGGAGCUCAGUGCUCAGAUCCUAGGAUGUCACAUCAUUUAUCUGUCUUUAUCAGCCUUGGACUUUGGUAGAGACUGGCUUCCAGCACAGCCUGCCUCUGCUGGAGGUUCAUCAGUGAUGUGGAGGAGCAAAGAGUCUGAGGCAGAGGUAAACCUGAGCUUGUCUUAUCUCAGAGGUGGCUGGUCCUCUCCAGCCAGCAUCUUCCUGUGUUGCUUGGAACAGUAAUGAGAAGUUGGUAAACACCAGCUGUUCUGCUAAGCAGAGCUUGGGGAGGUAUGUAAACUGGCCAAUUUAGAUUAAAAAUAAUGUAUUUUCACAGCAACCUGGGAUUUUGUUCAGUGAUAAUUGGGAUCAUAAAUAUGUAUACCAGGAGGUGUAGCAGAGGUUGAUGCCAGGAGGCUGAGCAACAGCCAGGAGUCACUAACUGUAACUGCAUGUGUUUAAAUAAUCCUUCCCUUCCCUGCACUGUGGUAAGGCAGGCAGCAGCACAAGGCAGCCUCUCUAUGUGUGCUGAGAUGGGGGCCUAUGUCUGUGCUGCUGGUGUCUCUGCCCUGGGAGCUUGCCGUGUCCCUUGGGGAGGGGAUAAGCAAAACUAAAAUAAGAGGAAGGUCAGGGCAGUUGGGAAGUGGCCAAUGACUAUGGACAGGGAAUAGUGAGGCCAGGUGUUAAAAAUUCCUAUCUGAGAUUAAAUACUUGUGAUGAUAUGGCAUCAGGCAUGGGUUAGCCCUGGAGCUGUCAUCCCUGCUGUCACUAGCCACAGAACACACAGGUAUCACCAGGACUUACCAGCACUGAUUUCCAGAGUUGCUUUCUGCUUUUGUGGGCCCUUUGCAUUCAGCAGGACUGGUGGGAGACCAUCACUGGAUGCUGUGCUGGGCUUUGCCAGGGAAAACAUCUCUCUGAUGUUUUCAGAGAGGGGAGAGAGAACUGGUGAAAUGGUGAACAUGGUGAAGAAAACAUUAUCCCUUCCAAAUUCACAGCUGCUAGAGACCAUGUGUGCUGGUACAGGCACACAUAGAAGGGCAACUGUCUCUCCUUGGGCAAAGAGCUUUACGUUCCUGCCUUGUCUCAGCUCUGCAGACAAACACAAUGGUGCCAGGGUGCACUAAGGGUCCUAGCUAAGCUGCUUAUAGCUCCCCAGCUCCCGCAUGUUGUCCAAACAUCUACGUUCCUCUGAGCAGGAAACAGGCAGGAAAUGUGGCAGCAAGAGGCUCCCCUCACCACAGCACUGGAAACAAGUGUAGGAAACAGCAUGAGUGCCAACAAUUUCCUUCACACUACGGGGGUGGAAGGGAAGACUGUAUUUGGCUGCAUUGAAGACUGUUGGGUACAGUCCAGGAAUCAGGAUGAAGACAAAGCAAUGAGCCCCUGAGCAAGAGACAGGCUUUGAGAAAGGAAGAACAAAUUCUUACAUUACAAAAUUCCCUUUGUGCAUUGGUUAUGGGGUGGUUGUUUUAUUUUUCUCUUUUGUUUAGGUUUUUUUUCUUUCUUUUGCACCUGCUCUGACAGUGGCUUUGGGGCCACACAGGAAUGCAUAAACAUACAUCAGUGUGUAGGGAGCAACGGCUGCAGCAUUUACAUCCUGACUCUAAGGUUUAAUUCUGCCUGGGACACAUUUAGUUCCUUGCAGCUGGUUUUUGAAUUGCAGCAUGACUUUUUCUGACUGCUGUCCAAGACUGAAUCAGGUUUAAAACCCCCCUUGCUCCAGUGCUUUCAGAAGGAUUUGCAGAAGUUCUUAUAUGACUCCAGUGUGUCAGGCUUGUGUCCUUCUGAAGUCUCUUCAAGACUUUCCGAAGCCAUUAGCUGGGCUUUCCUGUCUUGUCCAUCUCAUGACUUGACAGAAGAAUAAACUCUGUGCUCUGGUGGUAGCUACCCGUGGGGCAGACCCUGCUGGAGCACCACUAAGGUACACGGCACCUGCAGGGUUGCUCAGUAUCCCUGGGCAGCCAAACUCUCCAGGAGUGUCAUUGCCUUCUGACUUGUCUCUUUGUCCUCUGAAUCUGCAUAAUCUUAUGUCUAUUUUGGAAUCUAUUUGAUACUCCAGAAGCUCCAGUCUUUGGGGAUGACAGGACCUGCUUUGUACCUGGCUUCUUCUGCAGAGUAGGGUUUGUGAGUCUGUCCUGGCUCCUGUCAGUCCUUUAUCAGCUCUGUUUUCCUUGUGUGUCCUACUGAACUCCUCCUUAAAGUGCCUUUGUCUGGGGUUGACAUCUUUUCCUCUUAAAUGUCCUUGAUGCUGUCUUGAUAAACUAGUAGACAUGAGCACUUGCGGGUCUUAGUUUAGUAUGGUUUGUUCUCAGGUUCCUUCCAAAUCUGCCUUGAAAACUGGCAGAUGACUACUUUUUUGAUACCCUCUGUGCUCUCAGUAUUAAUCUCAGAUAGUAAAUCCUUUGAUCUUGUUUAUCUGUUGUAUUUUCAUGUGGAAGGAUACAAUGGAUAUAGAGACACUUAGGAAAGAGUGUCUAUUAGAUAUUUUACAAAUCGUAAUAGUCUCUGAAAGGACAUCUGGUGAUUUGCAUUUGCUUUUUGGCAGGAAGGUUGUUGCCUUUGGAAGUCUGCAGGUGUCCCUUCGUUGGUGUCACAGCUGUUGAAAAUUUCAUCUUUCUUUUGUCUAAGCUGAAAUCUGCUCCUGCCUCUUCUCGAAGGUCUAAGCCAGGGCUGCGAAGGGUGAUGUUUCAGUGCCUUCAGUGCCAGAAUGUCAUCUGCUGUCAAAUGGUCCCACAAGCUUGGCAUGAUGCUGGCAGUCUGUUCUUCCACUUUGCAUUUUAAUUCAGCGUUGUGACUGUUUACAUCUGGCUGGUGGAGAAGGAAAAUGUCACAUAAGACCUGAGAAUGGCUGAUGGGCUCUGCCUCAUUGGUGUAGGGGCCUCUCUUCCAAUUACUGUGUUCCUUCCCUUAUUUUUAGUUCCAGUGCAGUAGAUCUUCCCUGGGCAAGAUCCUGUACUGCGUGAACCAUUCCUUUCUUUUUACUGGUACCACUUCUGUAAGACUGCCCCUCCUGGAAAACCAUCUUGGGUACUUUACUCUGUGUUAGUAGGGGCAUGGCACAACACAUUUCUUGCAUUAGGGUCUUCCUUGUGCUUUUCUUCUGCCUGUAAUGCACAAAGAUUUCCUCUGAGGUUAGUUGGCACUGGAUUUGUGAGCUGGUGGUAUUGCCUGCACUGACCAAAGUCUCCAACUGCAAUGCUUCCCGUGGUGUUGUGGGAAUUUCCACUCCGCAGCUUGUGCUGUGGUUGAGCCAGCAUAGACACUUCAUUGUGGCUUUGCCUGCUUGGGCUGUGCUGUCUCCACUUCCAGAGCGCUGAAGAGAUUUCUGUUCACUCCCAAAUCCCCUGAUGUCCUGGUGCCAUUUUUGACACCAAGUUUGAGGCUGAUCUGCAUGCAGCUGCCCUGCUUUGACUGAGAUUGUAUGGGCACUCAUUUCUCUGAAAAUUUGCACUACCUGCAGUAUCAUCCUUGGGCAUAAUCUGAAACCCUCAGUCAUGGCUUUGGUGGGGUAGCUUUUGCCCUUGCUUUUCUGCUCUGUAAGCUUUAGGUUAACGAUUUCAUUUGCCAUGGUGACCAUACAGGAACCGUAUGCACAUAAUUUUCCAUUGUCAUGUUUUACUUGGCACCACCCACAGACCUCUCUUUGCAGUUAUCUUUCUGCUUUUUAUCUCUGCAUACUCUGCUAGAUGUGCUUUGCUUUUUUCUCUUAUUUUCUUUGCUGGGCUGUGGAAUAUUGCUGAGUCUGCUUCACUCACCCAGCAAGACUGCCCUUACGUGCCCUGUCUCCGACAAGUUCCUUCUUCCCAUUCUGUAGUGAACAGACACAGCUCUGAAGGCUGGAUUAUCUUACAGGUUUGUGAACUUCAGCCGUACACAAAUACGUCAUUUUCCAGGCUCAUAACUGGAUGUUGUUUUCUUGGAUCACAACUGUUGACAAUGUGCUGCUCACUGAUGUGACUGCUAGAAAACAUCAAAGCCUUUCCCAUGCCUACCUGUCCCUUCUUCAGGUGGGAUGCUGCAGGGGUUUUCCAGAGCCACUAGCAACAUAUACACGUGCAGCCUGUGCCUGUUUCUCCUUGUAACACUGAUGCUCUGGCUUCAUGACCCUCUCCCAGUCAGCUUUGCUGCAGUUUGGCUGUCUCCACACUGUACUCUGAAGAAUGUUCAAUUGCUAAACACUUCCCAUCUUGUGUUGAAAGGCCUGGGGCCUGGAACCUGGUGUACUGCUGUGCAUACUGUUUUCUGGGUGCCGUUUGUUUGGUUUUUGUUUGCCUUGCUGGAUUUCUUGGCUCUGCCUGUGCCUAUGGGAGCCAAAUUGUCUCUUUGCCCCUGUUGGUGCUUUAGCCAAAGAAACAGGGAAUUGGCAUGGCACAGCUGUGGGCACUCCUCUCCAUGCUUUUAGCCAGCUCUGCUCUUGGGAUGAUAUGACUACAGGCACGUGGCUCUGGACCCACUUGCUAAACUCUGCUGAGAGGCAGAAGUCAUUUGCUUGUCCAUGGGUGCCAGGCUAAGACAGUGUCCCCACCUGUGCCUGGUGCUUGCUACAGCAAGCAUGUGGUGGCCCAGCAUAUGACACAAACCCAUCCUUCCUUGCCUCCUGCUCCAGGUCCUCCAAUGCUCCCUGAAAGUACUAGUCCCUGCCAGUCUCUAUAGUCCCAGGUGUUGCCUUUAUUGCUUGAGCAUCCUCCUAAUGGGCCAUGAGGUAGCUGCCAGUGCACUGUUGGCAAGCUUCAGUGCUUGGUCCAGGGCAAGGCACCAAGGAAGCUGCAAGUACUGUUUCCUAUUCUCCAGUCACAUAUCUACCAGACAUAUGCUACUGCAGGAGCCUGGAUUUGCUUGAUUUGGCAAUCUGAAAUGGCCAGUACCCUUGUUUUCCCAGGACUGCAGGAGGCUUGGAGGUUAUAGUGCUGCACACUAGCAGCUGAAAGUAGGGUGAAGCACUGCCUGGCCAGGGCAACACUGCUCUGAUCCCUCACCAGCCUCCUGUUGUUCUGGAACUAGUGUCCAAAGCAAAGGACACUGUGACACCCAUCUACAAGAAGGGCUGGAAGAAGGGUCUGGGAACUACAGGCCUGUCAGCCUGACCUCGGUACUGGGGAAGGUUAUGGAGCAGAUCAUCUCGAGUGCCAUCACACAGCAUGUACAGGACAACCAGGGGAUCAGGCCCAAUCAACAUGGCUUCAUGAAAGGCAGGUCCUCUCUGACCAACCUGAUCUCCUGCUGUGACAGGGUGACCCACCUAGUGGAUGAGGGGAAGGCUGUGGAUGUUACCUACCCAGAACUUAGCAAAGCCUUUGAAACUGUCUCCCGCAGCAUCCUCCCAGAGAAGCUGGCAGCUCAUGGCUUGGAUGGGUGUGCUCUUCACUGGGUAAAAAACUGGCUGGAUGUCUGAGCCCAGAGAGCUGUGGUGAAUGGAGUUAAAUUCAGCUGGUGUCCGGUCACAAGCGGCGUUCCCCAGGGCUGAGUGUUGGGGCCAGCCUUGUUCAAUAUCUUUAUCAAUGUUCGGGAUGAGGGGAUUGAGUAUGCCCUCAGUAUGUUUGCAGAUGACACCUAGUUGGGUGGGAGUGUUGAUCUGCUCAAGGGUAGGAAGGCUCUGCAGAGGGAUCUGGACAGGCUGGCUGGAUGGGCUGAGGUCAAUUGUAUGAGGUUUUACAAGGCCAAGUGCUGGGAGGCACUUGGGUCACAACAACCCCAUGCAAUGCUACAGCCUGGGGAGGAGUGUCUGGAAAGCUGCCCAGUGGAGAAAGACCUGGAGAUGUUGGUCAACAGCUGGCUGAAUGGUGCCCAGGUGGCCAAGAAGGCCAACAGCAUUCUGGCUUAUAUCAGGAAUAGUGUGACCAGCAGGAAUAGGGAAGUGAUUGUGAUAUCCUGAGGAAAAUGGUUUUUUUUGCAUUUUCCACUAAGCAAUAACAUGAACUAUGUGAGCCUGGCAAAGCAGAAUUUGAUGGCCAGAGAUGGGGACUGAGAGAUAGAGAAGCACUUGUUUUAGGACUAUGUCCUUGAGGAGAGCUGAGAGACUGAUCAAAGCAAACAUCCCGACUGAGAAGUGGCUGAGAACUGGGAGAUAAAGUGCAUAGUCAAGGAGAGCAACUAAUUGGGAUAUAGAUAAGAACUAAGUGCCCAUUAGGGGAACUAUCCUCAUUUUAAUACUAAAAAUCAGGCCCAUACACCAUGAACUGACCCCCCUCUAGUAAGUACCUUGAUCUAUGAGCAUGUGUGGUGAAUUAAGUGAGAAAGAAAUUAAUCAAUUAUUAGCUGAAGUGUGUGAAUAUUAGCUGUGACUGACACAUUUAACUGUACAAAUGCCCUGUAGUUUCUCGGUGUGGGGUACUAGUUUUGUGGGGUUACCACCUAGCACCAAUCUUUGCACAAAAAUGACUUGAAUAAAAUACCUCCGCUCUGUGUGUAGUUUAGUGUCUUGCACACCAGGUGAACGAACCCGCUUUUCUGGAUAACAAUUGUGCCACUGUACUGGUGAGGCCACACCUUGAACACUGUGUUCAGUUUUGGGCUCCUCAGUACAAGAUGGACAUUGAGGUGCUGGAGCGUGUCCAGAGAAGGGCAACGAAGCUGGUGAAGGGUCUGGAGGACAAGUGUUGUGAGGAGCGGCUGAGGGAGCUCGGGUUGUUUAGCCUGGAGAAGAGGAGGCUGAGGGGAGACCUUAUCGCUCUCUACAGCUACCUGAAAGGAGGUUGUAGCAAGGUGGGUGUUGGCCCCAAGUCACUAGUGAUAGGAAGAGAGGAAAUGGCCUCAACUUGCACCAGAGAAGGUUUAGAUUGGAUAUUAAGAAAAAAUGUCUUUACUGAAAGAGUGUUCAGGCAUUGUAACAGGCUGCGCAGAGAGAUGAUGGAGUCACCAUCCCUGGAGGUGUUCAAAAAACAUGUAGAUGUGGCACUUUCAGGAUAUGGUUUAGGAGGCCUGGUGGUGUUGGUUUGAUGGUUGGACUUAGAGGUCUUCUCCAACCUUGAUGAUUCUAUAUUUCUAUAAAUACCUGCUCCCUGGACAUAGAAUUUCUCCAAAGGGAUUGCACUGUCUGAAUUACAGAGAAGGGGAAACAUUUAUAGGUUGUCUGCAGAGGACAAGGAGAUGAAGAUGCUCAGAUGGCAGGUGAACAUGUGGGAAAUGAUGGGAGGUGGGCCUGGGAGGUUUGGACCACAGGGGAGAGAGAAAAUAGCAGAGAAACAGACAUUUUUGGAAGACUGAGAUGUUGCCAACACCUCUUGCCCAUCCCCAUGUGAGUGCAUGUGGGCAGGGGGUGUAUGUGUAAGAGAGAGAGAGAGAGAGAAGCUCAGGAGUAAUUAACAGCUCAUUAUUUCCUACAUUCCAGGCUAAAGGCCAUUUCCUUGGGCAGCCUCACAGACGCAGUUCCACUCUCACAGGCAUUCUGAACCCAUCCCCUGCCAAACCACAGCUGCCAUUCCUGUGUGAUUGAGGGAGAAGGGCCCUUUCCUUCAAACAAGGGUGAGAGGCCUUGGCUGAUGCAAAAGUAAACAUGAACCAUGACCGGGACAAAGGCCAUUAUCAUGGACAAAGGAUGAUGGGUCAGCUGCUGUUGUAAACAGUGCCUUUCCUGCCCUCCCCGUGCACCAGGCUUUCCUGGAGACCCUCUCUGGCCCCUGCUAGCCUGGAUGUUCUCACUGCAUCUGACUUCCCUGCCUUGUUUUGGUGUUACUUUCCAAAAAGCUCACAGCUGGGCAGAUGUGCAGAGUAGUGCUGUUUGGUAUCUGUGUGAGAGGAAGAUGAUGAAGGCAGCAGAGAAGGGGAACUGCAGUCACUCCUCACUCCUGGGAGGUGCAGGUAUUUGAAGUAUUGCUUUGGUGUUCAUCCACCUACUACUGCAGCCCUUCCCAGGCACCCCACUCUCCAGGCCUGGGAGCAAAGCCCGUCUGUACCUGUCAUUGUGGUGAACUGCCCAGGAGGUGUAUGCUAAGCCCCCUGGCUCACUGGUAGCCCAUUUGCACUGGCCUUUGGAGCAGAUAAUGUUCCUGCUCUGUCCCAUCUUGCUCAUAAGCAGCAGAAGAGGAGGAGGGGAUGAUAAAUGGAGACAGAUGCUGGUCUGAAACCAAGUGCAAGCAAGAUGGAACAUCUUUAGUGGGGAGAUGCUUUGCAGCCCUCCUUUGGGAUGGAGGACCUCUUAGCUCCCUAGUGGUGCUUCAGUGGAAGAAAGGUGCAGCACAAGCCAAUUCCAGAAGGCUGCAGGUAGCUGUCCUCAGUGUCAACCUGUGUCUGGGUGUUGGUACUUGCCUAGGGUAAGGGACGAGCUGGCAAGCAUGCUGCCAGUAUGGUGAACGACAGGGGACAGAGCUGUAGGUGACCACCUCAUACCCAGGGCUUCUUGUAGUGAGACAAAUUGGCUGAUCUCAGCCCACAGUGGCCUGUAGAUGCAGAGAUAAGCUAACACUCAACUCACUUGGGAACGUGGCUCUCAGCCAGCCUUGUCCCUUUCUCCUCUAGAAAGCAUUGAUUAAGCUGGAUUUACUCACCUACAGGACACCUCAAGUCAAGACAUGUCUAGGGUAACUGUUUAUGCAUUGCUUCUUGUACAAUUAGACAGCAAUAAAUUUCUUGUACAAUUAGACAGCAAUAAAUUAUAAUCAUUAUCAGGUUCUGACACUGGAUUGUGUAAACACUUAAAUUACCCUUCUGGACCUCAAAAGGCUUGUCCAGCCAGGCUUGGGGAGCUCCUCUGCUCCCACUCAGCCCAGACACUUGUGUCUUUGCCCCCUGUGAGUGGCUGGCAGUUCUUGAUGGCAGGAGGCUGGUUGGAGGGACUCUAUGUCCCUGCCUGGCCUCCCACCGAGUGCACCUCCAAGGUGUUAAGCAGCUCAGAGCCUCACCCUGUGAGUGAACAAGGGCCAGCCUUGAUGGACUGCAAUGUGUGCCGGGAUGCAUGCUGUAAUUUAUGCAUUUUUUGUGUGCUAAUAUCAACAGAGAUGGACUUUGUUAUGGUUCUGAAAGCAGCAGGCACCAAACUGCAGCCCAAAACAAGGUACAGCUGCUUUAAGAUGUUCUUCAGGCUGGCAGGCUCUGAUCUGCUGCAGACAUGGCACAUGCAGACUAUACAUCACACUGUGACUGAUAGAGUGUUUCCCUGCUGCAAGAUGGAGUUUUCAAAGGUUUUGAAAGCAGGUUACAACCUCAGUUACUUCCCUCAUAGUACCUUUUAAAAUCCCAAAUCUUUUCUUAUUAUUCAAGUUUUUAUCAAUAUUAAUUCUGAAAGUUAUCAUUACGGGUACCCCAGGACACUAACACGUAUUCCCCUAUUGGCCCUAGAUCUCCUAAUUUAGCUGUUUAAAAAGACAUCCAGUCCUGAUUUUCAAAGCCUGCAAAUAACAGUGAAUCACUCCAUUCCUGUGCAUGCUGUUUUGCUAUUUAAUUACUUACCCUGCUUCCUAUUCUGCAUUUGUCUGAUUUCAAUUUCCAAGCUCUUGAUCUGCUACUCAGUGAAAGACCUUCUUAUCAUCACAAAGCUUUUUCCAGGAUGGCAUUUAUAGCCUGUAAUCAAGUUACCCAUCUGUCUACUAAUUUCCAAAUUAAAUAGAUUGAGCUUCUUUAAUCUGUUACCACAAGUCCAGGUUGCCAGAUCUUUUUUAUUUUCUUAUACAUAGAGUGCACCUCAGCAUGAAUUAUAGGUGUCAUAUAUGUCCUGAGGGAGCUUUUUAAGGAGAGGAGAGCGAACUUCUCCAAAACUGGUUGAACUUUGCAGUUCAGAUUAGCAUUGCACUCACUGGUUUUGAUACUGCUUCCAUAUAUUAAGUAAUGUGGUUAAUAUUCAGUUCCACAGGUUAAUAAACAUGACCCUUUCCUGGCUGCCUUUAGUUAGGCAAGAUGAUGUUUUUAUACUGCAAAACUCAGCUCCUGUCCUGAAGCGCUUACAAUUUCAUGUAAGACAAGGUUCAACAAGGGAAGCCAUUUACACAGGCAGAUGAAAAAGCACCAGGGGAUGUGGUGACAGGUUUGCCUGGGUACAAAUGUCUGCUUCAUGCUUACAAAGAUGGCUAAAGCCAUGUAAAGGAAUGGAAAUAAGUGCUGACAUGAGGGAAGCAUCAGCCACAGGCACAUUCAGGAGCAACGCAAGUCUGAGUACAGUGGGUGAAUCUGUGUGUGCAACUGCGGCUGCAUGGGAGCCCAGUGCCAGGAGCCAAACUGGGUCUCUUGGGGCAGGCAGCCAGUGUUGUCUUCAGCUGCUCUCUGUGGAUGGGAGUGUUCCUUGGUGUGCUCGGAAGAGCUGGUUGAGGAUGUUGGGCUGGUGGUACAGAGGCAGUAGGAGAGGAAGAACAGGACAUGGUGGGAGAAUUGCUGAUGGGACUGUGCAUGGGGAUGGUUUUGGAGACUGAAGAACAGUCCAUACACCACUUUCUUGGCUCUUGUUCUGUGAUAGGUUGGCUAUGCCAGGCUCACAGGGCUGUGAUUACUGCUCCCAGGGACAUGCCACAAGUAGCCACAAACUUGUUAUCAUUGCUCAGUGACCAAGCCUGGCCAUGACUGUGUUCCCCACCGCUGUGGAUUCAUCAGUUCUCAGUGGUUUGAGACUGCCAAAGAAAUAAUGAAAUAGACUUUAAACCCAAACUGGGAAGUUUGAGUCUGUGGGAUAUUUCCCACAGCCCUGCAGUCAGUUUGUCUGCUGCCAGCACAGUGCCAGAAUGUCUGUGCCUUAGCCACCUCCACCUGGAGCUGCCUCUCUCCUGCCAUACUGGAUGGGGGCUGUAGGAGCAGCACAAGCAAUACUGGGUCAUUGGCUUACUUGGUUUAUCAUGAAAUUAUUCAUUCAGACAGGCAGCUCCUAGGAUAGCCAUCUGGCUGCUUAAUUUGUUCACUUCUACAAGAUCAAUAUGGAAAGCUUUGUUCUGAAGAGGCUAUUCUGCAUUUUCUGCAUUUUUUUAGGGUAUGGGAAGGCUGGGGUCUGCACCCAGUGGGUUGGCCUGGAGGAUGGGUUUUUGAGGGACAGUGUCUAAAACUCAGAAGCUGUCUGAGAAAAACAUGAGCCAGGACUGGCAGGUGGAAAGGCUGCACUUGGCCAGGUAGAAAGGGCUUACCAUGGCAAGGAGCACUGGCUGCUCCAAAGCAGGACUGUGCUGGAUUGCCCCAGACCUCUUCCAGAGAGAAGCCCAAGCUGGAGCCUGUAGAAAUCAUCGCCACCCACCAGAUGAUUGCCUGUUUAUAAAAAACCGACAGAUUUUUAAAAACGACUGAUAUUCAGUGACUGCCCAGGAGACAUGGAUUGAUUUCCUGCUCAUCAGCCAAUCUUUAUUAUUAUGCAUAAUUUUAGUUUCAUAAACAAAAGGCAAUUAAACCAAAGAGAUUAACAGUAGAUACCUAUAACUUAAUUUACAUGUAAUAGCUUUAUUAGCUUAAAGCCUAGAACAUUCCAGGAGAGUUUUAGCCCGUGUUCUUGACAUAUGAGUGCUCAUGAUAGCUCUCCGGCAGCUUUAACAAAGUAUGUGUCACAGUGCCUUGAACAGAGGCAGACUCUCAGAGAAGUCAGUGAUCUUCUCCCACCCCUCCUGCCAACAUCUGCAGUGCCAGGUGCUCACGGAGGCAAGAGCACCCCAGGGUUCAAGAGCUCUGAGUCUGUAUUGAGGUGUGUGUUAGUCUCACUUCAAAAAGUGCUCACAUUUCAAUGUAUAUUAGCACGUUAUCUCAGAAAGCUUGCCCCACAGCUGCUACUUCACAGGGCACCCGAGGCGAAUGCCACAGAGUACUCGCUGGCCCUGUCAUUUCUUGUACAUGUCAUGGCUUCAUCAUAUGUCUUGUUAGUUAAUUAGAGGACAGAAAAGCAAGCGGUGGCAGUCAGAGAAGCCCUACAAAAUGUGAAAAAUGUCAUAUGAGCUCAGAAAGUAAAGCCCAAGGUGCUGCCCUUUGUGAAAGCCACGCUUUGGCCUGUUGUUCAAGAUGAACAUGGAAUGCAGGCAGAUGCUUGUGCCCCACCAGAACAGCUCUGUUAGUGGAAAAGUACACUUAGCACAGCACCUUGCUGCUGCACUGUGCCCAGAGGACACGGCACGUCCAAGGGUGGCCAUCAGCAGCAUGCCAUUGCCCCACCUUUCAGCAGGGACUUCUCACUGCAGAUCAGUGUGAAGGAAGCAUCUCCAGAGAGUGUCCCAUGCUGGUACACUCUGGCUGCCUGAGGCCUAUCCUCCAGUUUUUGAGGGUGAUUUCCAGCAUUGCAUCAUUUUUACGGUACUGGACCUGAGUUCCACUGCCCUGGGGAAGCCAAGAUGCCUGUUAGUCAUGUGGUGGGUGAUGACUGCUCUGCGCCUGUUUUGCUGUGAGCCCUUUCUGCCAGCCUAAGCUAUCCUAUUAAUUUAUUAACUGAACAAAUGGCAUUUCCCCAGCUCUGCAGUGAUGCCCACUCUCUGCCCCAUACCACAACCAGCCAAGGAAGCACCGACUCUUGCCCCCACCAGCACCAAAAGAGAACAGGAGGAGGUUGUCAGCCUCUGCCCAAGAGGCAGACCAGGCAGUGCUGAAUUUGCCUCUGUGCAAAUCAACCUGAAAAGUGAAAGACCUUGCUGUAGAAGUUCCACCAGUGCCCUCCUGCAGCCCACACCAUGGGCAGCACAUACAUCAGUGCUGUCCCAGGCUUGCUGGGGAAACAGGAAGGCAGGAGUAAGUCUUCCAUUGCAAAAUGCAUAUGGUGCUUUCUGGAAUUUGCUUUUGCCAUGUGGCGUGCAAUAUUGAUUUUUAAAACCCUUCUGCUGCUUAUUUAGUUCUGAAAUCGAGCAGUGUGCCUGUAAGCUCUAAAUUUUAGGGAGUAUAUCGUACCUGACUAAUCUUAUGGUCUGCAUUGCCUUUUAUCUUGGCCUGCUAUUAAUUUAACAGCAGAUCUCUCUUUGUCAGUUUUGAUUCCUGGGGCACCAUAUAAUUUCAUUUGUAAAUUGAUUUGUGCUUUCUGAUACUUCAAUAAACCCAUUUGGUAUAAACACA